AUGGCCAUCGAAGACUAUCCUGAAGUCCAGCCCACCCGUAUCCAAUCGGCAUCUCCACAGACACCUCCCUCCAGCCAAGAACAAACAGAAACACCAAAAGACAAAAAUCCCCGAUCAAAGCGUGCAAAAUGGGCAUGUCACGCCUGUCACAAACGAAAAGUGCGCUGCGACGCCCUUACCCUAAACCACGGCACACCAUGCACGAACUGCAAACUCGACAUGAAAGAAUGUGUCGCGCCGCUGGCGAGACAAAGACAUAAACCCAGACCUCGCAGACCGAGGAAUCAGAACCCAGAGAUGCGCAAUGUCUCGUCGCAUCCGCCUCACACGGAUCUGUCUGCUCUGUCCGGAGACCACGCACAAUUCAGUGACACCAGCGCUGGCUUGUCGCAAAAAGCAAGGAGGAUGUCACACAGCGGGUCUACACGUUCUGCUCAGACUAUAAGACAUCGACCCCAGAUUGACCGAUUAUUAAAUCGCGGUGAGGAGGUCGCUCGAUGGAUGGAGCUGAUGUCGCCAGACGUUCGGAGCCGAUUACAGGACAUCUCGAGAGGCGAGCGGGCUAAACCUGGUAAAUUCGGUAUUCGGCAGUUUCACGAUAAAUGCUUGGAGAAAUUGAUGCAGGCUGCGGAUAUUUUGGCUGAGGUUAUUAUCUUGCAUAACUCGCUGUCAACGUAUACGGGAAUUCCGAACCCCGGGGACAAUAUUCUCGAAGAGCAUGACGAUCAUGUUGACUGUGGGAAUAUGUCUGAUGAUAUGAAUAGUGAGGAGAGCAUGGGGUAUGGAUCACCUGCUACGGCUACGUCUUUUGUUGGUGGACAGAGCGUCGAUACGGAGGGAACGAUGGAAGGGAGUGUGGCUUUGACUCCUGAGACGCUUGAAUAUGUCUCUGCGUCAAAUUAUAAUCUCUUUUUGGAUUUGAAUGGGUUUGAUUUGGAGAAGCCUUCGUUGGAUGGUUGUGUGGAGAGGGUUAUGUCUUGA
This is a messenger RNA of Penicillium bovifimosum, 981 nucleotides long. RefSeq names its product Zn(II)2Cys6 transcription factor domain-containing protein. The coding region runs from base 1 to 981 and encodes 326 amino acids. The record is from RefSeq and is a predicted model, not a curated record. Lineage: Eukaryota; Fungi; Ascomycota; Eurotiomycetes; Eurotiales; Aspergillaceae. Gene Ontology annotation, molecular function: DNA-binding transcription factor activity, RNA polymerase II-specific; zinc ion binding. Gene Ontology annotation, biological process: regulation of DNA-templated transcription. The transcript has a single exon.